This is a messenger RNA of Mus caroli (Ryukyu mouse), 837 nucleotides long. Its product is annotated as cystatin-9. The record is from RefSeq and is a predicted model, not a curated record. Gene Ontology annotation, molecular function: cysteine-type endopeptidase inhibitor activity. NCBI's taxonomy places the organism in Eukaryota, Metazoa, Chordata, Mammalia, Rodentia, Muridae. Gene Ontology annotation, biological process: antimicrobial humoral response.
UAGACUCCUGUGGGAGUGAAGAGCUAAGACAGACAAAGCAGUGGCUGUGGAGUUCUGGCUCCAUGUCCUGUCCACUGGGAAAGAAAGCUCUGCCUCUCACCAUGCUGCUGCUUCUGCUGAGUUUUCAUGUUCUCAUCAUUCCUGUCUCGAAGGCCAAUAAACAAACAGACAGAUCUGUUAACUUCAUUCCCACAAUGGAAUUUGCCGUGAACACAUUCAACCAGGAAAGUCAGGAUGAAUAUGCCUACAGGAUGGAACAUAUCAUGAGUUCCUGGAGGGAGAAGGUAUAUUUUCCAACUGUGUAUUCCAUGAGGCUUCAGCUGCGUAGAACCAUAUGCAAGAAGUUUGAGGAGAGUCUCGACAUUUGCCCCUUUCAGGAGAGCCGUGGUCUGAAUAAUGUAAGGCAGGACACCAGUCCUCUUAAUUUUCACAGUUGUGGAUGCUGCAGGGGGACUGAGUGGAGAGCAAGAACAAGUGACAGAGCCAUGCCUAGGGACCUAAGGAUGGGCAGGUGCAAGACUCCUCAGGACUCUCUGAGCCACAAUGUGGAGACCUUCACCUGCCUGUUUACUGUCGGUACCUACCCCUGGAUAACAAAAUUCAAGCUCUUCAAGAGUGUGUGCUCAUAGUUUCUCUCACGGGAGUCACCCAUGGACUGGUCAUGUACUUCUCUGCAUCCGUGAAGGGGUUACCCUUGGCAGAACCUCUGUGCUCAUUUUCCUUGUUUUGCAGCAUUGUGCAGUAUCAAGACUGGAUAUGUGGAUAAUAAUUAGGGGAAAAUGUACAUUGCUGUUUUUUCGUCAUGUAGAAUAGUUCAUUAAAUAUUGCAUUUCUGAA